AUGUCUGAGGUGAUCGUUGUGGUGGACAGCGAGGAGGAGUCAACGGAGGAGGAGAGAGACGGAGAGGAGAGAGGACAAGAGAUCCAGCAAGACGCUGAGCUACUAGCUCGACACAAGCAGAGGACGGACCAAGUCAACUCUGAGGUGGGCGAGAGAUACGAAGCCGAGAGGGAGAAGCACUGUACAUGGCUGCAGACCAAAGGCAUCGACAAAAGACAAGAGCCAAGCAGAACAAGUGCGCAAAGCAUUCAUCCAAGCUGGGUCCCAGCGGCUCCAUGCAGUGUAGUGGUUUCACCAUCGCGCAGCAUCGUUGAGAUAUCAGACAGUGACGAGGGUGAGGAUGGGAUGGAGAGGAUGGAUGAGAUCGAGCUGAUGCCGAAGCGGAAGGACAUCGAGAACAUUUACCCCGUCAGCAUGAGUGAUGUAAAUCACCAAGACACAAGAGUUGAAAAUGCGAGCGAGUCGCUCAAUAGCGAAAAUGCGCAGGGCAGGAGAGAUGGAAAAGCGCGCAAGGAGAUGAGCAGCGAAGCACAGAAGAGGAAACAAGAAAAGAUGGAAGCGAAAGAGGAGGCAAAACUAGCGAAGGAGGAGGCGAAGAGAAGGAAGCUGCAGGAGAAAGAGAACCUGGCUCUAUCAAGCGGGAGGAAGGCGAUGGAACAUGUUCGGGUAUUGAUGGACGAUAGGUUCGUUGGUUACAUGCGGGACAACGAGUUGCAGGGCAUGGUCGAGCGGCUGGAAAGCUCCAACCUCAUAUGUGUAAAGCGCACAGUAUUCCGACACCGAGGAAGCGAACUGGAGGAGGUGGAGGAAGUGGCGCCACAGCGGCUGCUCGUCUAUCCCGCGCGACAGCUCGUGCAGGAGGUCCAGUCAGAUUAUCUCGUGCACAACGUAGCGCAGCUGAAAGAGAAGGCGCGUCCAUCAAGUCAAAUCAUCUUGUUCAUCAUCGGACUCGAGACAUUCUUGAGGAGCGUCAAGGACAGGAAGAAGCUACGAACCAGCAUCGAAGAGAGCUUGACCAUGGGAUGGAAAGUGCUCAAGAGAAUAAUCGAGGCGAUCGCAGAGGAUCCCUACAAGCAGCCAGUGCCACUGCUGGACAGGUUCAAGGAUCAGCAUUCCUAUGUUGGAAACUCGUCCGAGGUCACGCCCAUGCAGGCGAGGAGCUUCUGCGCUAGAGGCUUGAGGGAUGAAGAAAAUUCAGGCGUUUCUGCGGGCGAUUCCGGGGGUCGGGGAGAAACCAGCGGCCGCCAUUGCAAGCGAACAUGCAAGCCUGCGGUCGUUGGCACAGAUGCCCUUCCGAUGCUCGAGCACCUCUGCGAGGGAGGAAAGGAGGGUUGGGAUCCGAACGAGCGAGAAGAUUUUCCAGGCAUCCUCAUGCUUUACAAGCUGCUCAUCUUCACAUGCACGGAAGGAAGUGCGAUCUUCGAUGGGUGA
Messenger RNA from Guillardia theta CCMP2712, 1431 nucleotides. RefSeq lists its product as hypothetical. The coding region runs from base 1 to 1431 and encodes 476 amino acids. NCBI's taxonomy places the organism in Eukaryota, Cryptophyceae, Pyrenomonadales, Geminigeraceae. The record is from RefSeq and is a predicted model, not a curated record. The transcript has 8 exons.